AUGGGUAAUUUCAAAGGGCAUGCCCUCCCUGGAAGCUUUUUCCUUCUUUUUGGCUUAUGGUGGUCAGUGAAGUAUCCACUGAAGUAUGCCUGUCGAAAAAACAAGAACGCUUGCUACCUUGGUUCCAGGGCAGGAUUUCAGCGUCUGGAGUUUGUUGAGGGGAUCAUCAAAGCUGUAUUUGCCCUGAUUGGAAUGGUGGCUGAGCAAUUUGUUCCUGAUGGACCUCAUCUGAAGUUGUACAAUUAUGAGGAAAAGCACUGGGAUCACUUGAUGAACUGGCAACAUGCCACCAUGUACCUCUUCUAUGGCAUUUCAGGACUGGUUGACAUCGUGGCUCAUGGGACCAAUGCAUUGCCAUUGGCCAUGGACAGGAUGAUGCUUUCUGUUGCAGUGUUUAUUGAAGGUUUCCUCUUUUGCUACCAUCUUCAUGGGAGAGCCAUGCUGGAUGUCCAUGUUCAUCAGUUGUUGCUAUUUGCUGUCUUUGGAGCUGCUGUUUGCAUAUUCCUGGAAAUUUUCUUCCGUGGCAGUAUUGUGCUAGAGAUGCUCCGUACAAGCCUCUGUAUGUUACAAGGCAGCUGGUUCUGGCAGAUUGGCUUUGUGCUUUAUCCUCCAAAUGGGAGCCCAGAGUGGAGUCAGACAGAUCAUACUAACAUGAUGUUCCUGACCAUGUGCUAUUGCUGGCAUUACGCCUUUGCUUUUCUUAUAAUUGCAGUGAACUACACAAUUGUCAGCUGGGCCGUUCGUGUAAAGGUUAAACAGUCCCAGUCCAUGGAAAUGGGAUUACUGAAAACAUCUGAACGAGAUCAGGAGUCAGAAGAUGAAAUGUAG
Messenger RNA from Indicator indicator, 828 nucleotides. RefSeq names its product transmembrane protein 45A (gene TMEM45A). The transcript has 5 exons. Bases 1 to 828 code for a protein of 275 amino acids. Lineage: Eukaryota; Metazoa; Chordata; Aves; Piciformes; Indicatoridae. The record is from RefSeq and is a predicted model, not a curated record.